Prorocentrum cordatum is the source of this 1578-nucleotide messenger RNA. Lineage: Eukaryota; Dinophyceae; Prorocentrales; Prorocentraceae. The record is from the annotation of a GenBank genome assembly.
AUGGCUUUCAUCGACCUUUCGACCCUUGUGGGAGAGUGGGCCGACUCUGAGGGCAACGAUGUGCACGCGUCGUUCGGGCGGUCGGGACUUCUGGUCAGCAUGUCUGGGCCUCGACUCGACGGCGAGGAGUCCGCCAUGGUGGUCCGGAAGGCGGGACCUUUCGCGUGCUCUUUCCACCUUGGGCACUACGAGCUGAGCCAGGAGGAAAGCACCCAUGCCAGUGUUGUAUGGCGAGACUCGCGGGGGAGCGACAACAUCACAGUAUGGACGCGGAGAAACUGCGCACCCGAGAACACGGCCGAGGCACCACCCCCGCCACCAGGCAUGCCGCACGCGCCAGCACGGCCUGUGGCCCUGCCACAGGCCAGCGCUCGCGGCGACCGUUGGUCCCAGGUGCUCAGCGAGUUCGCAGCGGCGCGCGGGGAGGCCGCCGCCGCUCCAGAGCCGCGGGGCGCCGCCGCGGCAGGCGAGGAGCCCUGGUCCGACGUGCUGGACCUGCUGGCGGCCGCCGCGGGGUGCGGCGAGGCAGCGGAGGCCGCUGGCAGCGAGGGCGGGCCGGCCGCCGGCAGCGGCGGAGGCGACGGCGCGCAGGCGGGCGAGCUCUUCUCGCCUUUCGGCCUGCAGCCGCGGGUGGCCCCCAAGGCGGCGCCGGCCAGUCAGGCCGUGCGCGGGCAGGUGCUGCAGGAGACUAUCGCGAGGCUGCUGCGCGAGAAGCAGAGCUCCUCCGGGCCCCGCUCGCGGGCGCAGGACGCCGCGCAGGCCAGCGGCGGGACCCCCCGCUGGGCGCCCGCCCGCGCGGAGCACCGGGCCGCGGGGCAAGCAGCGGGGGCGCCCGUUGGAGCCUCCCCCCAGCGGCCGUCGGGGCCGGUGCCCUGGAGACGUCUGGAGCCCCAGGCGGCCCAGGCGACGUCGAGCACCGAGGCCCCCAUCGAGAAGUUCAUACGCGUCUUCGCCUUGGACGAGCUGGCGGCCAAGAGCCUGCGGGCGCUCGAGGACGACGAGGCGGCGUUCCUGAUCGAGUCUGUGCAGGGCAGGCUGCAGCACGCCAAGAACCCGUCUGCCGUCACGAUGAGCGCGAUUAGGAACGUGGCGUCCAAGGUAGGGAGGCGGUACUGGGGCAACCGCGAGACCGGAGACGUGCAGUCCACGCCCCCGAACAGGCCCGACGGCGUGGAGGGGGGCCAGCUGCAGAUGUUCCUCGGCUCCCCCCCCGCAUCGCCGGAGGCCUUCCCAGACACGUCCGCCGAGGCGGUGCCGCACACACCUGUCGCCACAGACCCGUACUUGGCAGCGGCUGACCCGUACCAGGAGCUUGAGUCCCCGGUGGUCGUGGAUCUGGUCGAUGACGAUGACGGAGAUGGCGCCCAUCUUGAGGGCUCUGCCGCUGAAUGUGCAGAAGACGAAAAUCAACUUGCUCCUGAGCAGGCUCCGGCCAGCUCAAAGAGGCGGCGAGUUGAAGGCGUCGCUUUCGAGACGACGGCCGCGUCGCCACUUCUGGAGCAAGAUGAUGCUCACGAAGAGGUAGAGGACGACGAAGAUUCCACGCUGUUCUUCGUGGACACAGGCCCGCCCGGCUGA